Molecule: messenger RNA, 11697 nt
Organism: Amoebophrya sp. A25
Lineage: Eukaryota; Dinophyceae; Syndiniales; Amoebophryaceae
Source: the annotation of a GenBank genome assembly
GAAAGUUGCAGUUGAAUUUUUUUUGAAAUUAGAAGUCUGAAAAUCAUGUUCUUGUCUUCAUCUUGUGUGCGCGUGGUGCGUUCUCCCGCUCGCAUUGCAGUUGCGUCCGAGCAAGCACAUGUAUUAGACAGACAAAGCGAGAUUCUGUGUCAGGACCAGGAGUCUUUUAGCUGAAUACUUGGCGCAGUAACAGAACUACUGCAUUUCGUCUCACCGGUAGAAGUUUGGGAAUACUGCAGGAGACGUGACGAUCUUGAUGUGGUGAGUUCAGCGUACUAUUUUCGAUUGCGAACUGGUUUGCGGGCACAAUGGAGGGAGGGGACAGGCGGCAAAAUCAUGGCCCAGUCCACCUCUUGGGAAGCAGAAACAAGCGAGGAUUGGUCUCAAGAGAGAGAAAGAGAAAGAGCCCGCAUGAUGUUUUUGCCAUUGUUAAUGCUACAACUACUGGACGACGAGGGCUUUUGAUGCCGAGGACCAAAGCAACUUUGCGGACGUCGUUCCUAAUUAUACUAAAGCUGCUCAUCGUGCCUCCAGAUGAAGUCUCGUCCUCGAGGAUGCAUAUACACGACCACGAUUAUGACUUGGAGAAGGAGCAACUCCGUGAUGUCGACAAGACUGCUGAGUAUGGAUGAUGUUUAUUCCAUCUGUAGGACCAAGACCAUCGAGGCUGCCCUUUUCCCCUCAAAAGUCUGUAGCUGAAGGGGGGCCUCGAUGUUGGUCUGGCUAGAUGGACACGACUUCCUCCAUAUUGAGGAUGAGAAGGAAAAGAAUGGCGAAUUGGUGAAUCAACAACAACAACAACAUAUAAAUGAUGAUGCCGAAGAUAGGAAGGAUUACGACUUUGCGAGUAAGCCUGACGGAGAUAACGAUGACAUCAAUGGCAAGGGUCGUCACGAACUGGUGAGAGAACUCGGAGGUGAUGCUAAAAACGAUGGCAAUGAGGAGCUAAAAAAUGUAGAUCUAGAUGCUUUGGUGGAAGUGGAUGAACUCGAUGAUGAAGAAGAAGUCCAUGCCCAUGGCCCUGAGGGCGGGAAGGGAGCUGAUGAACAAGAAAACUUCGUGGUGGAAGGCGGAAACUUUUCUCAAUUGGGCAUGGAUGGAGGACAAGGCUUUUCGAAUUUUGUAGUUAAGGGCUACCUAGCAGCACCUUACAUCCUCCAGUAACAUCUUCCUGGACCACCUUUUUUUCAAUUCGCAAAUACUUAGGUUAAAGAUCGAUGUUCCGAAGAAUGUAAUGCUGCAUCCUUUAUUAAAGCAGAUGAAAACAACCACAGCAUCAGCUCUUCUAGACGCAGCAUGGAGAUGGAUCAUCUUGACGAGAUGCUUUUGCAAAAAAGAAGCAUGAUACCCAUUCAUCCCAUACAAGAACAUCAUAGUAAUAUGAAUCGCUCUAGUACUCCCGAGCAGGACGAGGUCGAGGUGGUAGCACAGAAAAGCAUACCAACAUCGAGGACGUCUACUUCUUUAGUAGACAAAGAAACAAAAAUGAAGAUGAAGGCAAUCGCCAACCCAUGGCACACUGUAGGGCGUUGGAAUGGGACGUGCUUCAGCCAUUUCUACUGCGAGCACGGAAAAAAUUAAGGCGUUUCAGUUUUUUGCUCCCUCUCCGUUUGUUUCUGUUGGAGUUAGUUAUCUUUCACUUUCCCCAUUACUUAGGAAUAGAGUUAGGGUUUUUUGAAAAGAUCAUGAUGGUGAGCCAUUAGGAUGAUCAUGAUUUGGUUUCAUGAUAGUUGUACACGGUCUAAGAGAACCUGCAUUGCUUUUGGGAUCGAGCGAAGUGCUUGACACGCGGUGACUGCGAGUGGGCAAACGGCAGGUCGAACACCAAUUUUCAAGGCAAAUAUCAAGAGAGCACCCCCAUACGCAUACAGCAUGACCCUUGGCUCUGUUUCUCAAAGGGAAGAAAACGAGGCCAAGGACGGCCACAAGAAUGCGACUAGAGUCUAGUACUAUAAUCAUUAUUCUAUUAGGACGUGCCCAGAGAGCCGGCCCAUCUUCAAGGUUACUAGUAUCAUCUUCAUACUAGUUUGUUAGUAGUAGAAUAGCUCUAUCCUAUGCCUAUCGUAUCCUACUAGUGACGUCGAGGCAUCUUAUCCUUUCCUAUCCUAUCCUCUAAGAUCAUAUGUGUGACUUUCCGAUGAGCAGCGAUUUGUUGUAUUUGUGUGUGGACUGGUUCGUACGAAAAAUUUUCCAAGUCGAGUGCCCUGCGGGCAAGCACUAUGUAAGGCCAGCUAUAAACAGUGAAAAAAGGGCUAUCUGCUAAUUAGCUAAAAUUUCUAUACCCCACGAAUGGGUACACAACUACUACUAAACUGGAGGCACGACUAUCACAUUGAAAGGUCUCACAAAUAGACAACAUGGAGGUGGGCUGUAGAAGAGAUUCCAUGACAUGUUGACAUUGAGGCCUGAAGCAAUUCAUAUUUGUACACUUACUCUGACACGUUUUAAGAGGAAACGUGGCAAAUAUGAAAGAGAAAGGCGAAUAUGAAGAAUUGCUUCAGCCUUUCAGAUCCCACGCAGCCUACUGUGCUCUCUAAGUGGGUCGUCCCCUUGAUUUGAGAGGGAAACUAGUGACGGGGAAGGAGGGCAACUACUCACUCAAGCACUGAUAGUCGUGAAACGCUAAAUUAAGGCUUUCCGAAAUCCAUCUUGAGAAGCUGCAUCUUUGACACUUACCAGAACAGGUCGAAACCAUGGCUGCAGACAACUGUCUGAAAAGGAAGCUGUUUCAAUACGUGCCGAACAACUACGAGUGCGACGCCCUUAAGGCAGUCUGCACUGUAAUUUGUGCGAGAAGAUUUAUUGUAUCUAUUGUAUUGUAAUUGUACCUAAAAAUAAAAGAAAUUGUUCUUUCAAGGGGAAAAAUCAAUGUCAAAAAUGCGCUUCAUCUUCAAGAUGAAUCUUCUAGGGAACCUUCAAGGUCUAAGCAAAUUAUCCCGGAAACACAGAUGUUAACUGGCAGCGGAAAUUCUUAUGGAGGAUGUUUUUUCUCCCAUGAUGUAAGGUAACAGAGGACCAUCUUCUAGUUCUAGGCUGCAGCCCCUGUAAGUAUUUCCCCUCAAAACUAAGCCCUAAGCUCUUGUUGAUGUGGGGUCGCCGAUGCACAUAGAAGCAUGAUCCUGGCUCAAUCGAGAUCCUCUGAGCGAAUGAAUGAGUCAGAGCUUAUCUCUAGUACGCAAAAAAAAGAAAUACUAGGAACAGUACUAAUUAUAUCAGGAAUACACACAUGACUAUGACACGCUCGAUGGUCUCCCUAGAAUUAGAAGAUGGGAAAAGAAAAAACAACAUCCUCCAUAACCGUGUGACCCCGACGUACCAAAUGGCAAAGAUCAAAUAGCUCAGGCCGAAAGACGCCGCAGAGCAAAUGGCGGUCUUAAUAAAUGGUUGCCACUCUUAAGGCUGCUCAACAAUUUUUUUGUGCUCCUGGUCGAGGCAUAGGAUGUUGAAUGUUAAUACUAUUAAGUAGGUGUAGCCGGUGGAUCCUAACAUACUAUUAGAUACGGAUCCUAAGAUAAACGUGGCCACGACUCUAGUUCUUUUCAAUCAGACGGAUUCCAUUUUUUUGUUUCCUAGAUAAACGUGCUCCACCGGUACCAUUAAAUAGGUGUAGGUGGUGCAACUUUCUCCGCGAAGGCUCAUCUUGACAUCUUAUAAGCCUUGAUAGAUUCAUGGGUGGGCUUCUUGUUGAUGAACAGAUUCAACAACCCAGCAUUUCCGUCGACUAUGGCUCCUAGAUGUGAUUACAGUUAAUUUUGUAACGACUUUCCCGUGUGUCGAGCUCGGCUCUAACAUUGGAGUGCACUGCAGACCGGUUUAAAACUAUGUCAUAGUGAGACCACUUUUGAUGGAGAACUAAGGAAAGAGGAGUAGAGAAAGAAGCCGUACUUGCAAAACAGAGGUCAUCUAAUUAAACUGUCUACCAUACCCCACGAAUGGGUACACUACUACUACUACUAUGAAACCACUUUUGAUGGAGAACUACGAAUGAACAAUAAAGGAAACGAAGAUGAAAUGAGAUCAGGAGAUUUUUGAGAACAACGAAUGAAAAGGAAUGCUUGCCUUCUAAUUUGUUCUCAAAACUCAGCUUGAGUUCGAAGUAAGUAGAUGAAAUAAUUGAAAUUUACACACUACACCCGUAAAUACUGGGCACUAUAUCACAUCAUCAUCGUCAUUAAUGAAGUAGAUGAACUGGCGCCUCUACUUACUUCUAAGGGUUUUUUUUCGCCCGAGAAGGCCAAUUUUGCUCGAGAUUGAGUCCUUGUUGGUUUAGGUAUUAUAAUUACAUUCUCCAUUAUAGUUAGUGGCGUCAUUCAUUGAAGAGCAGUGCUGCGACUGGAACCAAUGUAACUGCCCUGGAGGAACUCCUUCAAGUCAAACCGAGUGCCCUCAUAAUAACGCGCUUUCCUGCAGCUCAUGUGAUUUAAGGCUGUACUAGCUGGGAGGUUCUUCCUGGAUACGGGUUCAUGAUGUAAUUUGAGGCUUAGCGGAAUUCGAUUGCUGCUUAUUAUCAAUUGUCUAUGGGGGUAUGGUCUAUCUACUAUGCUCGAAGUUGUAACUCCUGAGAGGCGUUGAUGUUGAGGAGAUUCAUUUUUUGAUAUCUCCUCCACACUUCUCAGUUACAACUUCGACCUCUCAGUCCACACUUCUCAGUUACAACUUCUCAGCUACAACUUCUCAGUUACAACUUCUCAGUUACAACUUUGCAGUUACAUCAUUAUUGGGAGGAAGUCGAAGUGAACUCAUAGGUACCGCGAAGGUUACUCAUUCUCAUGCAUACCGACUCAAAAACCCCAGCCCGUGCCGGACAUUACUUUUAAGGGUCCGUUUCCACAUUGCGCCCUGAACUACCAUUCUUGGCUUGUUUCCCAAGAGGAAGGAAGUCAGGUAGGAUGUUCUGAAAAAUGCAAUAGCGCAGCCACUAAUACUUAGACUACUAGUGACACGAAUGCACUCCAUGAUCUCAGCGUCAGCUCGCCAACAGCAGGGACCACCGUCGAAAUCUAAAUCAAGCGGGAUACUAUAAAGAAUUCAAGCAGCUAAGGCUUUACUCACUAAUCAUUAGUAAGGCAUUUUUGAGAUUGAGUGACGACUGCAUCCUUGAAGAAAGGUUCGUUGUUUGUAUGAGGGAGAAGUAUGAUGUUGAUCAUUAUUUCCCUUUCGUGAAGAGUUGUUGUAAUCGAGAAAAAGAAAAACGACUAUCAGAUGAAAGUAUUUUUACGUAAAGCUAAACUCCCCGGCUGGUCACCGGGAGCUCCGGGCGAGCUAAACACCGCGCAAAACGCCGAAAGACGACCAGCGCAACUCUCUCGCCGAGUGCGGAGGAGCAACGAGAAGACAAAGCGCAACGCGCAUACCCCUCGAGAGAUGGCCGGCGCAAUUCCUCUGCGAAGGCGCGCGCCUGGCUUGCUGCGCAAGCUCUUACCUGCGCCGUGCGUGUCUGGUGGGGUGUGUCUUUGCUUUUUCGUUUCCGCCUGCUCUGGUUGUGUGUGCGUAGGGUAGUCCCCGCCCCUGCAGGGUGUCGAGCUGUACCACCGCCCUGGUGGCGGGUGCUUCUGUGUGCGGUUUGGCUAAACUAAAUUCGCGCGCGUGGCUAUUAUCUGGCGAAGGCUUUCGGCGGUGGUUCUGGGCUGUCUGCUCGGCGCUGUUCUUGGUGCCUUCCCCCAGUGGCUGCAGAAUGCGCGCAGGCAUAGCGAAUGCCAUUCGUCACCGAGAACUCUUGAAGAAUCCGCAAAGGAUAGAGCUCGUGGGCUCUCUCUUCUCUUGGAGCUAAUUCUUUAAAAAAACAACGAUGUUGGCGCAGCUUCCGUCACUUGUUCUUAGAGUUAGCCACCGCACUGCCUGACCUUCGCCCGCCGGAUUUUCCCCCCCGCGCACCGCGAGCGCAGGCGGCGCCCCGUCCCCCUUUCGUUGGGUCUUUUCGCGAUUGGUCGCGUGUGCUGUUCGGUGCUGGCUUCACCACGGACACCAGCGAGGCCAGCUCUUUGGCUUGUUUACGCUGCUCCGCGUGAGUGGGUGGCUGAACACUUCUGCGCCACAACCUUGGCGCGCGUGUCUGCAUGCAGUGGCCUUUUGGCUUCGUUCCUCGACGGGCUCGGGGCUGGGCGUGUUUUCUUCGUCUGUUUCUGAUUGUCGCGCGCAGGUGCGCCCACGGGGUGGGAGUCGCCGCAUCUGCGUUGCUGCUUUCUCCUUUUGUUUUAGAACUCAGUGCCAGAGUGAGCAUUGAGUAAGGCCCCUCGGGAGGGAGUUCGGACCACCACGCCGCAACCAGUCCAGACUUGUGCUCUUCGACUGUGCACCAGGACAGUCACAGGGCGCGAGAGAGCUGCUGUUAGCGUGGCCGUUCUCUUUCCAAACUGCUGAGCUUUGGCUCUCGCGCGCCUUGGAGGUGCUUGAGACCUUGAGGCAGUCUGUUAGGCUGGUCUCCCCUUUCAUGCGCUAGAGUGCGCGGGGUACUGUAGUGCACAGCCCUCCCAACCCCGGGCCAACCGAACCUCCCCCCUGGAUAAUAAUAUAUAAGAAGUAAAGCUAAACUCUUCAAGUUAGUAGAAGUAAAAAAAUAAGCCAAGGGUCUUUAUGAGAUGGUGAGGAGCCAAACUCUUCAAGUUGGAUGCAGCUCGUUAAGAGAUGAUGAGAUGAGGCGUCAGCUCUAAGAUGGUGUAAGCAGUGCGAGAGGUGUAUAUGUCCAAAUGGCACCCCAAAGACGGGCAGCUCGUGCACAUGCAAUGGCGCAGUUAGGGUUUAGUCUUACAAUACCGGACAACAUAUGACAUCUUAUUGAUAACCCACUCACCUAUAGAUCCUUUAAACUUGUUGUUGUUUACUCUGAAGAAUAAGGUUUUAAUAGCCUUCACUUUGAGUCGUGAUCGACAUGUUUUUUACUUUCAGAUGACCAUGUCCCUACGGGUGCUACGAGCAGCAUCAUCAGAGAUACACACAUGGCCUUGCUCUCGUCCAUCCUACAACGAUUUUGUGGAUCUUCUUCUCUCGCUUCUAGGGAGGAUUCUGUAGUCCUCGAUCAAGAAGAUGGCCUUAUUUAUAUCAGUAUUUAUAGUAUAAAAAGCAAGUCUAUUCUUGAAACCCUUAAUAGGCUCCCUUAAGGCGCUUCCUUAAGGAAAUGGAAUUCCUUAAGGAAUUCCUAUCAUAAAAAGUUAUAAUAGGUAUCCCUUGAGGACCAAAGAUGCUCCUUAAGGCUUGUAAUAGACCUAGGCUAGUAAUAUGCCCCUCCUUAAGGGCCAGGUUCCUAGCUUAGUCGCCACCAGCUUGCUAGCUUAGUCGUCACCAGCUUGCUAGCUUAGUCGCCACCAGCUUGCUAGCUUGGCCAUCGCCAGCUUGCUAGCUCUGUCUCAGCCGCCGCCAGCUUGCUAGCUUAACCGUGGCCAGCUUGCUAGCUUAGUCAUAGCCGCGCCAGUCUGCUAGCUUAGCCAUAGUCCUCAGCCUGCUAGCUUAGCCAUAUCGGUAGCCAGCUUGCUCGCCUAGCCGCAGCGACUGCCAGCCUCUUAGCUUAGCCAGGGCCAGCGCGCUGGCUCAUUCGCAGCCAGCUUGUCCCCGUUUUUUUGCUGGAUUCUCGUGGAGGUCACGAGGACUCUUGUGAAAUUGCGCGACCUACCCGGCAUUCUUAGAAAAAAGCCAGAAUAGACAGAUAGCAGCCGCGCAAUUUAUAAUAUAACGCCGUCGAAACUAUAAUUAACAAGGCUGCGCGCGUCGCUAGCUUGUCGACAUAGCGAUGUUCUACUCCGUUUCUUUGUCUUAUCUGUCUAGGUAGUUGCUAACCCAUGCCCAGUGCAGCGGGCCCUUGAUGGGCCCGCUUUCUGGGCAUGUGCUUAUAGUAUAAGGAUGGGCAUGGCUUCCAGUAUGUGGACUACCUAGCAUAUCUAAUGAAAUGGCCACCGGUGCUUCAGGCGCUGGGCUGAGGCGGAAGUAGCCCAUCUAAAUCUAAAUCUAAUGGCUCUUCUAUCACUUGUACUACCAUGAUCUUCAGGGGGUGACUGCAAAUAAGGAUGGACAUGGGUAGUUGCAGUGAAAUCUCUCUAACAUGCGAGAGCAUGUCCUCUGUGAAACCUGCAAAGAGGGCUUUUACCUAAGGAAGUCCGACCAAAGUUGCCAACAAUGUAUCUGCAAUUGUGCCAGUAGCUCCUAUGGUGCCACUCAACAUUGAGAACAAAUAAGUUGUACGUUGGAAUGUCAAUGUCUUUCAAGGCUCUUCUUGAUCUUGACCAUUUGGUUCAAGAACAAGAGGGUUAUUAGUCUCUCUUCGUUGAUGUAUUUUGAGGUAGAUCCGAAGGUAGGGAAGGUAAAGCAAGGUACAAGGGUUGUACUGAUAUUUGGGUUCAAGGCAGAGAAGAGGCCGACAUAUUCGAUAAACUGAAAUAUGCAAGUAUAAGUAACAGAUGGGACCACGAAUAACCGAGAUACUGAAGGAAGAGCAGCCUUUAAAAAAAGCUACCUCUCCUAUUGCAUUCACAAACUCGGUUAUUUCGGUUGGUUUUUGGAUUAGGCAUUUCCAUAGACGAAACAGUGAGUCUCAAUCAGUGGCAUUAGUCAUAGUAUCGGAGCAUCGAUCGGAACAGCACAAACCGGGAGCGACUGUACUUGCGACGAAGAGACUAAGAGUCAAACCUGGUGCACGUCCUGCAAGAAAAAUGUCGCAAGCCGGAAUUACUUUAUGAGUAUCCAGUCUGUGUCAAUGGUAUACUUACUGUAGUGGAUGUACCUCCUAGAAAUAGACUGCCACUCUACUUUAAAUGUUGACAACAUGAUAUUCAUGCAUGACCAUGAGCAUAUACUAGAACAUGUUCAGCAAGCACUGGCACUGGGUUCUCCACUUCAAAGCUUUAGCACUGAUAUACUAGAACAUAUUCAAGCACUGAGUUCUCCGCUUCACAGCUUUGGGACUAUUUACUUAUAUUGCGCAUGGUCCUUCAGAAGAAGGAACAUGAUCAUUGAUUCAGGUCCUGUAUCGUAACGCAACUAUAAUGAGAGAGUUGUAGUAGUUCCUCUUGUUUAUUCCCUCAUCCUAGAUCACAGAUCUUUUGUGAGAGCGAAUGAAUGAGUGAAUGAAUGAAAGCAUUUGCUUGCUCUUUCAUAAAUUGCCUCAAAGGCAAGGACUGCGAGUUCUGCAAGUGCGCGUGUAGGAAUGGCACUCCAGAUGCGGCUGGCUUGUGCAGUGUCAAUCAAGAGCACAGUUAAGCGGUAGUAACAGUAAUUCCCAAGGAAGAGGAUAACCUUGUUUCCAAGUUCGGGAGAUUCAGUGCUGCACCUAAAAAGUACUUCGCUGUGACUUGAGUAGUUUCUUAUUCUUGGCCGCGUCAGAGAAGCGAGGCGGUAAUGAAGCAUCUACUUCGUAGUUUGGCCGCUCCCCUGCCCUCUUUUCAUGUCUCCUAAAGAGGUGCCCUCUUUUCGUGGUUCCUAUAGUGGGUUCUUUACAGAGAGAGAGAAGUGGAAGAAUUCAUGUCGACAGGAAAAAUUCAUUUCGACAAGGCCCAACUGUAGAAUUAGAAUGUGAGAAGAAGAGUCAAUUUAUAUUAGAAGAAUAUAUUCAUUCAUCCGCAAAGAUACAAAAAAGUUUUCUAUCUCCUAGGAAGAAUAAGUUUCUUGAAUUCUAAGGCCAAUGAGAUCAUUUGAUACCUAAGCCUUUGAUACCUAUAGUCUAGGGGCUGGUAUGCUAACUAGUGGUAGACUCAGUGAUGAUAAGCCUAGUACACGUACUACCCUCCAAGCUCUUGCUCUUCUAAAGGUCGUGCGCUUCCUGCGAUCAUGGCUUUUACCUGAAGAACAGCGACAGGCCGGAGUGUAAGGCUUGCAAUGUACUACAGUGCUCCAACGGAAACAAAGCCACAACGUGUACCGAAGCAAGUAUUACGGCCCCCCCUUUUUGUAGAAGAAGUGCAUGAUCUUUGCAGAAAGGCUGUGACUUUUUUCUUUUUCCUAGAAAGAUAUCCAGAAGACACCCGACGUUGAUCUAACAACUCUAGGUUGAGUAUCCUGCUCUAGUCAGUAUAACCUUGCAAAAGUCAUUUGUAAUCACAAGAAUUGGAUGAAGCUGAGAGACCAGGACUACCAGGGUGAAGAAAUAAAAGGUGGAGCAGGGCAAGGAGCUAGCUCAGUCAUGGUCCAAUACAUGGAUUUUAUUAUUGGGAAACAAGACACCAUUGAAGACGCCCCUCUGGUACUGAUGUAUCACAAAAAUCAACCUCUUGCUUCUAAGAUUUACGAUAAAGUCAACUGCGAGUCGUGCAAGAAAGCGACUGAUAAUAACUACUGCUUAAACUCGCUCACUGGACCUGGAGACCGAAAAAGCUGUAACAAAUGCCAGUGCACUUGUGAUUAAGACGCUCACUUGUGAUCAAGAUUUUUACUUGUGAUUGAGACUCUCACUUCUGAUUAUUUAGGACUUGUAGGGAAUCGAAGUUGUUUUUGGCUCUUUAGCAGCCACAGGGACAGGCGUCUGCCACUGCCUACGCAUAAUUGGUAGACCCCAACCAAACCUAACCUAACUUGUACCUUAUGUUCCUUCUUUACAAUUCGUGACUGGGACUCCAUCCUCACAGUUCAUGACUGGGACUCCUUCUUUACACUUUGAGAAGCUUCAACAGAAGAGGAAUGGGCUCAUCACUUCUAAUUGGAUCAUGGAACUGCCUAUGCAGCCGGAGUUUGCGCGACAGAUGGUCAAAUGUGUCAAAGUUGCGACGCUGGGUGGUAUCUCGACGUCGAUGACGAUCAUAAAUGCAAGCAGUGCGAGUGUACCUGUGACGGUGGUACUCCAAAGGCAAGCGCGGCAUGCACGUGUCAAAAAAGCACGAGGUCUACAGUCAAUUGCGACUCGUGCAACAAGCCUGGACCGGGUAGCGGAGAAAAUUACUGUUCGCAUCCCGUUUAUGAAACUUUUCUGCCCAAUAGAUGUGUCCACGAGCUAGCUGUCCAUUUCUCUGAGUACUUAAGUAUGAGUAGGUACAACAAGAGAAUAAUGAACAUGACCACUAUGAGUUGUAAGUACAAGAUGAACUUCUACAGCAUCGCUUUCUACUAGAAGAUCGGCUCGUCCGUUCCUCCUAGGACUUAUAUGAGGAACUUCUACAAGAACAUGUAAUUUUAAUUUACAGCGUAAUUCAUAUCAUCGCAGCAGCGAAACAUUCGUUACGAUGUGAGAAGUGUGUUUGCGCGUGUGAGAAUGGGAAGGCAAAGGCAAAUGGCUGGUGCAUCCAAGAUCAACACAACAACUGCGCUACUUGUCGUUAUGGAAAUGAAAGCCUAUACCUAGGAAGAAUAUAAUUUCCAUUCCACUAAAGGUCGCUUCAUCUAUGAGAACUCAACAUCAUGGAUGUGUUUGAGUUUGAGUACGGUGAUGAUCGUGGUUUUCAUUUAUCUUGAUUUUCCUCCACUAGGGUUAGAUUAUUUUGAUGUAAUACCCGCUAGCACAUCAUUAGAAAUCUUGGCACCUCAGUCGUUGUCCCUCUCUCUUUCCUUUUAUCUCUCUUUCCUUUUAUCUCUCUUUCCUUUUAUUUGAAAGUACGUUGACCGAAAUAGAGGAUUAACAUGUUGACUGACAAUAUUCAUUGCAUACGUGCUGGCUCUAGUUGCAAGGACGGGGAGAGUAACUCGGGUAGAAGCGCUUUUCGUCAUAUUCGCUCCUCUUCUAAUGCAAGGAGGGGUACCACAUCGAACCUCCACAGAACAACGUGUACCAUUCAUGCGUCUUAA